AUGCGUCUCCUAUCGACCCUUCCCCCUCUUGGCACGUCACCCUUUGCUUCCUUCUCGUUCGCGUCGCUAUCCCCGCCUACCGCUCCCCGUGCGGCGCACUCCUUUAAGACUACCGAAUGUCAUCAUUCGACCACUACUCGAGACUUUCACUGCUUUGUCACCCCACCCCCAGCUCCGCCAGAACGAACCACCACUUCUCAAAGUCAAGGCCGUCGCUACUCCAUGGCUUCCCCGUUCCCAAGCAGACCCACCUCUAUCGACGGAGUCCACUUCGUCCAGAGGAGGGACCUCAACCCACUCCGUCAUCGCCCGCACAAGUUUGCAAUCUACUUUUUCAAUGCACUCCGAGCCACCGCCCUGUUCCGCAUCUGGCAUAUGCUCGUCUUCCUCGGAGGAUGGGCAGCCAUGGUGGUUCUCGUUUCCGAGAAGACGAAGGCGGACCUGGGCAUCCCCACAACCAUGAUCACUGUGCGUGUCUUGCUCGGUCUCACCCUCAGCUACCGCACUUCAUCGGCGUACGAGCGGUACCAAGAAGGGCGCAGGAUGUGGGCUCUGAUCAUCCUUGCGUCGCGCAACUGGGCCCGCACGGUCUGGUUCCACUGCCCCGACAGCAUGUCAGGCAACCCUCCGUCGGACCCUCAAGCGAAGGCUCAGGACGAGGCCCGCGCAGUCAUUGAGAAGAAAACAAUCGUACAGCUUGCUCUCGCCUUUGCCGUCUCGGUCAAGCAUUACCUUCGAGGAGAGGAGGGCAUCUACUAUGAGGACCUCUUCCAUCUAGUCAACUUCAUUCCCAGCCUCGACCUCCCGUCCGGUAUGGCCAUGGGCAACGCCACCAUCCAGCCUGAUUUGCCUUCACUCAGCUCCAACCACCCGGGGUACCACACCCGGCCGAUGAGCACUCUGAGCAAGGAGCCUACCUACGUCUCUCCCGAGACUCCGGGGUAUCUACGACCCGCCGACGAUGCUCCCGGAUUCGAUUGGAGUUCCCUGUUCAGGUUCCACAAGAAGAACAAGGUCGCCGACGAGGAGAAGGCGCGGCAAGCGCAGCGCGUCGAGACUGCCCCGAUGCCGUUCGGCUGCAAUAACAUCCCUCUCGAGAUCACGAUGUUCAUGUCGAGCUGGGUUGCGACGAUGGAGAAGCGCAAGGUCAUCGGUGUCCCUACCAUCAACCAGCUCAACCUCUGUCUGAACCAGCUGAACGAGGCCUUGGCGACUCUCGAGCGCAUUCUCACCACUCCCAUUCCCUGGUCGUUCAACGCCCACAUCUGGGAGAUCAGCUGGAUCUACUGCCUCGCGCUCCCCUUCCAGAUCUAUGGAGGAGGUUUCGGAUACAUCAGCAUUCCGGCCACCGUCAUUGUCGGCUACAUUAUCAUCGGCUAUGCCUCCAUCGCUGAGGAGAUUGAGCAGCCGUUCGGCUACGACCGCAACGACCUGAACCUGGGUUACUUCUGUCGCCACAUCAUCGCCCGCGAGCUCGACGCAAUUACCGCUCGCCCCCUGGUCGACCCGGACGAGUACGUCUUCACGAGCAAGAACCGGCCCUUGGGAGACUGCGAGCCGAGUGCAGACCGCCUGGUGGAGAAGAGCGUCGAGGUCAUUCGCAGUCGUCUCGCGGUCACGGGUCUCGUCGGCAGCGCCACGACCGCCAAGGCCUCCCUGGCCUACCCCGAGACACAGGGCAACCUCGCAAACGGCCCGCAGAGGAACGAUACCAGAACAUCCCUGUCGUACGCGCAGAAGACGUCGCCCCUCGCCUGUGUCCCGCCGAUGUGCUCCAGCUCCUCGUCUGACUAA
Trichosporon asahii var. asahii CBS 2479 is the source of this 1794-nucleotide messenger RNA. RefSeq lists its product as uncharacterized. The record is from RefSeq and is a predicted model, not a curated record. Bases 1 to 1794 code for a protein of 597 amino acids. Gene Ontology annotation, molecular function: chloride channel activity. The transcript has 4 exons. NCBI's taxonomy places the organism in Eukaryota, Fungi, Basidiomycota, Tremellomycetes, Trichosporonales, Trichosporonaceae.